This is a messenger RNA of Rhineura floridana, 595 nucleotides long. It is a transcript of the gene SPMIP11, whose product is annotated as sperm microtubule inner protein 11. The record is from RefSeq and is a predicted model, not a curated record. NCBI's taxonomy places the organism in Eukaryota, Metazoa, Chordata, Lepidosauria, Squamata, Rhineuridae. The transcript has 4 exons. The coding region runs from base 64 to 480 and encodes 138 amino acids.
GAAGAAGGUUGCAACUGGGAAGUUGUGGAGUCAGUUGAUCCUAGAGCAAAAUAGGCCCAGGAAAUGGCUUUCUUUGGAUUAACUUUUCUGGGCUAUCAGGACACCUUUCGGGACAGAAAACUAGUAUUACCAAAGUACAAAGAGCCAGUGGGAACACACACCCCCAAACUGGAACUUUUCUACCCAAAGCUGCCACCCAUAGGACCAGCUGGGUAUGAUGGCACAGUACACCAGGGCAGCUACAGGAGGUAUCAAGAGACUAUCAAAAGGAUGCAGCUCCAGAAAUACCCCAAUCAAGAGUACAGGGUGCCAUUGACCUGUGGACAAGAUAUCGGCUGGUGGUUGCCUAAGAAUCUGUCAAUCAAGCCAGAAGAUGCCACACCUUGGAUUAGGGUGGAAAGACAUCCCCAGCUGUGCAGCCCUAUGACCAAAUUUCUUGAUAGCAUGGCAAUCAGCAACCCUCUGUUCAGCAUGUUUUGAGAACCUCAUGGUGGAGGAACCUCAUCAUAGGAUCCUGACGUGCAUGGCUGCAUCAUUGUAUCAGUGGGAGCUUACUGAUAAUACCAUUUUCAUGUUCAGGCACAGCACAUUUGUU